UUCGUAUGUUGUCGAUACCUCAAUCGCUCACACGAUUCAAUGACAAGAUCUGAUUGAAGACGCUGCAUUGAAUUUCCACGCCCAUCGAAGGUAUUUAACCAUUCUUUUAUAUUUCAGAUUCACCUGCUAUCAACUUUUCCAUUCAAUUUGAGUUUGGCCACCAGAGCAUCAAACACGUCUCUUCGUUUGAGUUCACAAUACGUUUGCGGUCUCCAAAGACGUGAGAGUGCAAGAAACCUUAUCCCCAGCACGCACAUGCACACGAGUUGUGACACUGCGAGUACGGUAGUUUCAGUUUUCUUCAGCCCGGCCUGCCGAUCGUGGAAGAGGCUUCCUUCUCUGUGCGAGUGGAGAAGAGAAUGGAAGUUGCAGGUACGUCCAUAGUCCGUCACGCGGCUGAGACACGGGCAAUGGACUCUGCAGAAGAGGAACCGGAGCUUCCCUCCGUUGUCCAGGACCUUAUACGGCGUCUGGAAGGAGAAGGCGAGCCUAUAACGAGUCUUGACCAGUUACGCGAGCCAGAAUUUCGGGAUUUCUUUCCGAAUCGUGCAUCGCUCUCCACGAUCACAGGUUGGCGAAGCCAAGUGCGCUUUCGAGUGCUGGAAGCAAUCGGCAACUGCAACACCCUUGAGUAUCUGUACUUAGAAGAUAUCUGUGGCAGAGAUAUAUCGACGUUGACCGCUAGCGAGUGGGAGGUAGUUUUCAAAGGUUUCAGGUCUAGCACCGUUCUACACGAGAUAGCUGUUAGUUGUAUGGACUGGAGUUCAGAUGCGGAAGUGGAGAGCUUCUGUUUGCAGAUAGGGAGAAUUCUGAAUUCUUCAAGCGUAACACAUUUGACAAUAUACAAUUGCAGAUUGAGUGCCAGAUGUUUCUUGAAUCUCGCCUCAGGAAUGCGAGGAAAUUUUGAAUCUAACCUCAAGUUGUUAAAACUAUGGGACGCGUGGGAGGACUCGAGUGCGGUGAAGCAUGUGGGUGACAUGAUCAACAGUGCUCCUCGAUUAGAAACCUUGAGUUUAGGCUAUGUAGACGCCAUGGAGGAGGAGACCGUUGGAAUCCUGUCCCAGGCUUUGAUCCAAAGCUCAUCUUUGAAAGAAUUGGAAUUAGAUGAUGUGAAGUGGGGAGCGGCCUUGUUGCUGAAAGCUCUGUCCGGAGAUUAUAGCAACCGAUCCAUUGAACAUCUUCGGCUGGAGAGAAUGGAUAGACUCGGAGGUUGUUUAGGGGAACUUCUUACUUCCAACCCAUCAUUGAAGAGAGUGACGUUGGACUCCUUGCGGAUGAGUUGUGAGGAAUGGCACCAGCUCGGCGAAGUCAUACGUGACAAUGAUAUAGCAGCGAAUAUUAUUGUAACGUUUAGUUUGAUUGUAAAUAGAGAGUACUGGGAGUCAAUAGAAUGUCUUGCGUGUGCUGCUAGCUCCGAUGUCAAGGACCCCAUAGUGGAGCUUCAUCUCAUAACACGUUCCAGUGACCAAGACUGGAUGUUAUCAUUAAACCUAUUAGGUAGGGUACUGCGCGGGGAUAUCAAAUCUCUAAAAUCUUUCAGUAUAUUGGAGUCCUCUUAUGGCACUUCCGGUAGCAACCAAGAUAAACAGGAAAGUAUACUCCCGAUGAAUGGAAAAACUGGAGAAACUUCCGUCCUGAAGAGACUGGUAUUACAUGUUCAAAGCAAAGGUCUUUGGAAGGGAGUAUGGAAGGACCUGCUUUGGUGCUUGAGAGGGAACACAAGUCUCACUCACUUGGAUUUGUCUGUCAAGACACUCGACGAAGAGGCGUUCAGAGACUUGAUGGGGCUAUUGCAAGUGAACUUGUCUCUCCAUGAAAUAAAUGUCUCAGGAACCUCAUGGGCAAGGGACGGAAAGGCGGCGCAGAUUGAAGAGGCACUAAAGCAAAACCAGAAGCGGGCUCUCUACAUGGCCGUAUUCAGAGAAGCCAAAUUAACAUUUGGAGAUGCAAAAGCUGGUCGACUCUUUUUAUGCGGCUUUCCUAGAGCAGGCAAGACCAAAUUGCGUCAAACCUUGAUGAGGAUUGUUCAAGGCAAAAGUUGGCUUGGGAACAAAUGGGACGAGUUGUGGAGAACAAAAGGCAUCGAAGUGGAGUUCUUGCAAAACAAUGACAAAAGUCAAAUUUCAAUUUGGGAUCUUGCAGGACAAGAAGUCUUUCGUACCCUUCAAAGUGUGCUAUUCCCUCAAACCAGCAAUUUUUGUAUUUUUCUAUUUGUGUAUAGUCACUUCUGUGAAAAAACAUCUUUAGAAAAAUCAGAAUACUGUUUUCAAACAGAGUUGGAAGAGUGGUUGAGUUUCAUCACAUCGAGCACUAGGGUCACAGGACAUAAUCGUCCACAAGUUCUUGUUGUGAUUUCACACAAGGAUAAAGCCAAAUCCAGCUCUUUGAGUUGGGCUAACUCAAUAGUAGAUGAGCUCAGCAAAACAUUUGCAAAAUUUGUGGAUCUUCACCCCAUUCAAGAGUGUUUUCAUGUGGAUACUAGGAAGAAGAAGCAAGUUUUUCCUCUCAAAAAUCACAUUUUUGAGAUAUUCAAGAAGCUCUUGAGUGAAAAAUCUCCACGAGUUCCCCAAUUGUGUUCUCAACUCUCGUCUCUCAUGAUUACAAACACCAAAGAAAACAGAAGUUUCCCUCUUUGGUCAUCUGACAAGUUUCAUUCCUUCUGUGACCCCAUCUUGAAACAGUUCAUUCCAUCCUCUUCUGUUCUUGCCGUUGAUCAUUCACGGAUAAUGAACUCUAUAGUAUCCUAUUUGAAUGAUGUUGGAUCCAUCGUUUAUAUCCCUAACCUUGAUUAUAUCAUUGUGGAUCCAAACUGGCUCACCAAUACAUUAUUAGGUGAGCUGGUAGCUCUAGGUCAAGAAUUUCAAGCUCAAGAAUCCAGGUCUUCUAACAAAAUUGUGUCAGGCGACUCAUACAUGAGGAAGGAUGGAUUUGUGAGUGAGAGUGUCUUUGAUCGGUUGAUGAAGGAGUUUUUGCAAAAACAACCACAUGGCCAGAGAGGUGUGGAUAGAGAUGUGAUUGAAAACAUACUCAUCAAUUUGGAUUUGUGUUUCAAGCUGGAAGAUUCUUCUCAGUAUUUCAUUCCCUCCUUCGUACCUGAGCAUGCAAGCAUGGAAGGACAGAAGCAUCAAGAAGUAGAUCACAUGGAGUCUAGGGCUUGGGAAACUAGGGGUGAGACUUCACAAUUUGUGGGCAUUCGGGUUCAAUGCCAAGAUGGAAGAACAAUGUCAUUGACCGCUGCUUUUUUUCCAUGCUUUCAGAUGUUCAUGAGGCGCAAGUUGAUAUCGGAUAUGCUUGUUUCCAAGGAGACUGUGACCUGCUCUCGACAUUUUCUGGAACUUUUCCUUGAUGGACAUCAGAUUUUUGUUCAGCAAGGAAGGUCCCACAAAUACGUGGAUGUUCUGAUGUUAUGCUCGAAGCAUAAGUCAAGAGAGGGGGCUAUGAAAUACCUGAUGAAGCAUAUCGUCCAGGAGUUGAUAUCGUUUUGCGCAUCACCCAAAGGCUGUCCCGGGGUGGCAUUGGUGCUCGGAGUGAUCCAAACACUUUGCGUUGAGAUGCUAAUUCCGAGUCAUCUGAGAGGGGUGAUUCUGAUCGAGAAGCUCAAAUCUGAAUUCCUUCGUAGCAUCAAAGACAAACUUGAGUACAUUCCGUUGGAUAAGUCGCACUUGGAGAAGGAGGAAGAGUUGUUCAACUAUGAGCACUGUUGGCCCUUGAUUGAAGGAUACACAGCACAGGUAAUAUUUGAAAGAGCUAGCGACUUGAUGUGGAAGAGCGAGGUGGAAGCGGUUGUGAAUGAGAUCCGAGAAAAGCGAAUGCAACAAUUGGAGUCAUUGCAACUUGGCCUUAUCCAACGAUUGGAGUCAUUGCAGCAAGGUUUAAUCAAAGUGAAUGAUGAUUUGAUUCAUUCUGACCCUGAAAAUGAGAACAUGGCUACGGAUGCAAAUUUUCCUGAUAUGAAAGAUUCCAUUCGACCUCCAUCCAGGUGCUUAAUUCGGGCGAGCACAAGUGUAGCAUAUCGAUCUACCCGACUUGAGAAUAAGAUCGAUCAGCUAGUACACAAGGUUGAUGAUUUGGAUGAGAGGUUGAGAUCAGUGGAGAGCAUUGUGCAGAGAUUGGAUCUUAAGUUGGGAGAAAUAGUAUCUUUGCAACAAGUACUGCAGUCAACUUUGAGUGCAUUCAUGUCCAAAGUGGACAGUUUCAUUCAGUACUCUCAUUCGUUUCAGCAGGGGAGAACUCCCAAGCGACCUUACGUUACGGACGAUGUUGGCCUAUUUUAUAAGAUGAGUGCACUUUUGCGUGUCGGGACAACCAUUCGCUUACACUUGAUGUGUGAGUCGGCGACUGGGUUUCAUCCCGUAAGAGAUCAAGAAGGUUUGAGGAUACGCUUAGAUCGAGAGAAUUUUGGGUGGAUUCGAAAAACUAUUGAAAUCUCAUUCAAAGUCAUUUAUUAUGCUGUGAAGGGUGGACUGGAUGCGACCCUUGGGUUGGGCGAAGCGAUUCCGGGUUGGGAAGAUUUAAAAUCUGAUGUUGUUAAACUAGAUGGAAUUAGCAGUCGUGAUCGUAGGGCAGUUCUUAAAGGUGGGGAUAGCAAGGAGCUGAAAGAAGCAUGGUUGAGAAUUCAGCAAACUCUUGCCCCUCAGCUUCAAGAUAGCUUUUCGUCAAUCUUCAGGUUGUAUCAAGUGAAAUACGUGAGACCAGAAUUAGGUGGGCAUGCAUGGGUGUGCGAGGAGUGCAUGGUAAAAGGUCGUCGUUCUGGCAUUUUGACAUAUUAGGAAUUCGAAAAGGUUAGAAUGUCAUUAUGCAAUUGACAAGCAUAUGUUUAGACCCUCAUGCAAUAUGAUCCCCUCGUAUGAUCAGGAUGUAAAA
This is a messenger RNA of Marchantia polymorpha subsp. ruderalis, 4863 nucleotides long. The record is from the annotation of a GenBank genome assembly. NCBI's taxonomy places the organism in Eukaryota, Viridiplantae, Streptophyta, Marchantiopsida, Marchantiales, Marchantiaceae.